GAGAUGGGAGAGUUCAUGCAUCACAGGGGCAAAAUUAAUUGACUGACAUAUAUUAGUGGGUUAAUAAUUAAAGGGGUCCCAAAGAGUUACUGCUUCUGCCUAAUUUAUGACUCUCACCUGUGCCCUGCCUCCUCCUGAACUACAAUUUAUGAAGCAAUUUCUUCUGUUUGUUCUUAAUAUAUAUUUCCUUUAUUUUAUUUUAUUUUUAUUGGUUAUGAGUACUUAUUUUCCUUCUUAAUUAUUACAGUAAAGAAGAAUCACAGAGAUCAUUGCAAGAGAGAGAAAGAGAGUAACACCAUACCUGCAAAGUCUUCAGAUAAAAUCAGUAGAAUCAAUUCUUCCUUUUUCUCAUUUUCUGGGCUGUUCAUAAUUUUUGCUAGUUGUUUUCAUAUAAAUAAAUAAUAAAAGAAUAAAAGGAUAUAUGCAAUUUUUUUUCUCACUGGUGUGAAUGGAAUCAAGAGGAGAGAGAAAGAGUGUGAAAUAAUAGAGAGAGAAAGAGUGUGAUAUAAUGGGUGGGGUUUGGUGGGUUAUUUCCAUCAGAGGCACCUGCCUGCGCGUGAAGGGGAUUGGUGGAACCAGGUUCGGCCAUCAGAAAGAAGCCAAUGCGCCUUUGACGUUAUCCACAGCACCUCCCUUCUUCACAGUCAGGCCUGUUUUCUCUUUCCUUCCUCUCUUAUGUGCAUCAUCUUUAGUAGUUUUAUAUUAUAUUCUAUUAUUAUAUAAUAUUCAUUCUUGAAUUCUAUCCUCUCUACUUGUAUGUGUUCACAUGUAUGCAUGUAAAGGUCAUAGACAUUGAAUUCUCUCUCUCCUUUCCAAUGAUAUAUUUGUGGAUUGGUUAUAUGUUGCACCCAUUGAUUAUAUCACCUCCUAUGGAAGGAUUUGAAUUAUCGUUGUUUUUCCUCUCAAUUUCUUUAAUUUAGGUUUUACUUUUUUUAAUCACUGUAAACUUCUCUACCCUUAUCAAUCCCCCACACACACAGAAAAAGAAAAAGAAAAAGUCCAUAUUUAUAAAUCUGUGUUUUACUACUUUCUAGAAGAAUUAGCCAAAGAUCAUAGAGAAUUAGCGUUUGAAGAGAGAAUUCUUCUGCAUCUUUCAGUUGGAAUCAUAAUGACAGUGUUAUUGAUCUUUGUGGUUAUGAAUACUAUUUACUCGAGUAUUUGUGAAGAACUUAGAGUAAGAGGGUUCUUGUCGGACGUCGGAUUUGGAUGGGGAAGGUCUUGGGUUUUAUAAGGAGGGGUAUGCAGCACUUUUGGGUGUGAUGGCAAGCGUCUGACUCGUUAUAAGUGGUAUCGGAGUAAGACCCAAUCCUUAAUUCAAUGUCAGAGGAUCAGAUCGACUUACAAAGUUUUUUUACUACCCUCGAUUAGGGGUUUUAUUGAACUCUUUUGCUACUUUUACAAUUAUCCAAAACAAGAGUCAUAGUUUAAUCUUGUAUUUCAAAGGGGUUUUAAUUUUGUGGGUAUUGUUUGAAAAUUAUUUUUUUCUAGGAUAAAUGGCUACAUUUAAUCUACCCACCACUAUUAUACUUGUGAACAAACAGUGUAGGUUUCCACCUCCAAUAUUAAACAUGAUUGAUCGAUUUUGUUGGAGCUGAUUGGUUUAUUAUAAUUACAGCAGUAAAAAAUUGUUUUUCUUGAUUUUAUCUGAUUUGUUAUUUAUUGCUGUAUGAAAACACUGCUAAACCUCUAUUAUUAAACCUCAUUUGUUGUUUUUUUAUUUCUUGUGUGAAGGAGCUGAUUGUUUUAUUAUACUUAUAUUUUUUCUGAUUGGUUUAUUAUAAUUGCAGCAGUAAAAAAUUUGUUUUCCUUCACUUUUAUCCAUGCUAAACCUCCAAUAUUAAACCUGAUUUGAUGUUUUUUUUUUUUGGUUUACUAUGAGAUAAUGAGGUGAUUGGUUUAUUAUAAUUACAUCAGUAAAAAUCUGGUUUCCUUCUAUCUCAUCUGUUAUUGCUGCCUGAAAACUCUGCUAAAAGAGGCAGAAGCCAUGCCACUGCCACUUCCAAAUAAUGUGAAACAAAAAAUUGAUGUGAAAACUAUUUAGAGAAAAAGCAGCUAGGAAAGAAAAUUUGAAAACAAAAGAGAGGAUAGUAUGGAGCAUUUCUGUCUUUAAUAGGCUGUGUAAUGCCUUUACAAAAGAUCCAAGUUCUCUGUAUCUGUUUCAUCAUCAGACUUAAAUCAUGUUGAACAAUACAAACAGAAAACCUUGGAAUUUUUUUAUCUUCUAUAUUUUAUUAUGUAUUAUGUAUAAAGAAAUAGAGAAGGUUACAACAGUAAUGAAGAUUCUUCUGUCAGUUUAUGUUGCCCUUUCUUGAUCGUUAUAGAGCCUGGUCCCAUAGUACAAGCUUGCAGACAAGAUACUAUAGUACCCUCAAACAUUCUUUGCCUAAACUGCCCUCUUGAUAUUAGUAAUCACUUGGUUUGAGAAAAAUUGCAAUCUAAUGAACCAUGCAACCAAAAAAACAGCCCCACUGCCCUGUCAACCCAAGAGAAUACGCCAUUAAUAUAUAUAUUCAUAUAUAUAUGUAUGUAUAUAUAUAUAUAUAACAUGCACCAAGGAAGCAGCUUUGGUUACUUUUACUUCAUCCCUCUCUCUCAUUAUUUAUUAUUUUACUGUUCAAGCACCAUGAUUCUGCAUUUCUUCGAUCAACAUUCAACCAAUUACAUGAUGAUGAUUUCCAUUUGCACAUCCAAAUGGUCUGUCUGACUUAUAUAGGUAGCUAAUUAGAAUUUAGAACUUAAUUUUUUACUUAGGAAGUUUCGUGAAAUGAUGCUUAAACGGUGGACAUAGUGCUAACUGUGUAUAUUGCCUUGUCUAGAAAGACUGAAGCCUAGCAAACUUGAGCAUCUAAAUUCUACUGGUUUAAUUAGGAAAAUUGUGCAGAUAACAAAGUGGUGAAUUUAAAAUAAUUCAAUUUGGGCAAGUCCUCAGUUUGCAUGAGCUUGAGUUCAUGUGACAAAUCCUCAUGAUUGGAUCAGUUUUUGAUCAUUUUCUCAUGGUUUUUUAAGAUGUUUACAUAUAUAUUAUGUAAUGACUAGAAUGGUCAAACUAAAAAUAAUUUUGUUAGACUCAGUCUGUCAAGUGGAUGUGGUGCUGAUGAGGUGGGAUAUGGAACUGAUCCAUUUGACUAGACUGGAUUGUAUUUGUGUGCUGGCGUUUAAUAGGAAGAGAAAUGUAAAUUAAUUGUUCAAGACCUCCUAACUACCCAUUUAAAGCAGGUAAUAAAACAGUAACAACCUGCGGUUUGCCAAAACAAGGAAAAAUCCAAAAGAAUUUAAAACCCCUAGACUGUCGCCAGCUAUUUAUAACACCCAUGAGACCCUCGGACUCUCUCUCUGCAUUGUGUACUUUGGCCUUACAGAGAAAUAGAAACCAUGAUUCUCCCAACCGACCUUCUUUCUACCUUCCACCACCCCAUUUCCUUCUGAUAACUUGAUAGACUGCCAAACAAGAGAGAGAGAGAGAGAGAGAGAGAGAGAUGAGGGGGAAAUCUUCCUCAAAGCAAGGGAGCAAAGGAGGAAUUGAAAUAGACAAGAUUGAUAAGAUCAAAGAAGAGCCUCAUCUCUCUGGUGCUUACAUCCGUAACCUUGUUAAACAGCUAACUUCUUCCAGAAACAAAGAUCCUAUGAACACCAAUGAACCUGACUCCGCAGACGGAGGAGAUGGGUUCCCUAGCCACCACCAAAAUUUAGCUAAAUUUGGGGAUGAUUUUAGUGUUUCCCAACAAUCACAGCCACCCCAGCAACCUCAACAACACAAAAAACAAGUUCGUAGGAGGCUCCACACCAGUAGGCCUUACCAAGAGAGGCUUUUAAAUAUGGCCGAGGCUAGGAGGGAGAUAGUCACGGCGCUUAAGUUCCACAGAGCAGCAAUGAAACAAGCAAAUGAGCAAAGACAAACAUCACCGCCACAACCACAACCACAAUUCCAACCGCAGCCACAACCAUUGCAGCCUCAACUGCAGCCGUCUUUGGAACAAGAAGGAAAGAUAAAAUCGAGGAGAAAUCCCAGAAUUUACCCAUCCAGCACCGCCAGUUACUCAAGUUAUCUAGACAAUCUCUCCUACUCCACUUUCACUUGCCCUUCACCUUCUCCAAAUCUUUACUCCUGGUCUUCUACAAUUGCUUCUCCACCUACUUGUGAAAGUCUCAAUCUCACCCUCCCUAACCAGACCUUAGGCUUGAAUCUCAAUUUUCAGGACUUUAGCAACUUAGACGCCACUCAGGACCACAACAACCCAUCAAUCUAUUACUCAUCUUCAUCUCCAUCAUCUUCUUCUUCACCCACUUUUUCUAUUGCUACUGAAGAUGUCCCUUCCUCGGGAAUAUCACAAGAGGGGCUUCCUGCUGGAGUGCCUGAUGUUGCCAACUCCACUGUCAUGCCCGGAGGAGACUUGGGCUUACAUCCAGCAUUGGACGAUGAGGAGAUGGCAAAGAUCAGAUCAAUAGGAGAGCAGCAUCAGAUGGAGUGGGAUGACACCUUGAAUUUGGUCAGAUCAGCAUGGUGGUUUAAAUUCCUGAGGACGAUGGAAAUUGGCCCGGAGGAGAAAGCUGAAGACAAUGGUUACCAUCCCUUUGAUGAAGUCAUGGAAUUCCCAGCUUGGUUGAAUGCAAAUGAAAGUUUCUUGCAACAACAUUUGGACGAACACUGCUCAGAUGACUACUUGCAAGACCCUGCCUUGCCAUGCAUGGACAUCGGAGAAUUUGAAGGAAUGGAUGUGGACUGGUUAUCCUGAGAAAGAUUGAUUGUUUUUUUACCUAAUCAAAUCUUUUGCCCCUCCUUUUGGAAUUUCUUUUCCUAGUCUUUGAAAUUUCUUUUUUGAAUAAGGCUUGUGGAUUUGUGAAAGUUGACAAGCCACGGGGGAAAAAUAAUAUGAAGAAGAAUUGAUUAUAUGCACUAUCUCCUUUUUGAGUUUUAUUAAUUAGAAUUUCGUUUUCUUUCCGAUC
Molecule: messenger RNA, 4944 nt
Organism: Cornus florida
Lineage: Eukaryota; Viridiplantae; Streptophyta; Magnoliopsida; Cornales; Cornaceae
Exons: 2
Coding region: 3477-4733 (418 amino acids)
Source: RefSeq, a predicted model, not a curated record